AUGGCGUGCAGAGGCAGGGUGUGCUCGGCCGGACGGAGCCAGCUCCAGGACUCCUCGGACUCGGACUCGGAGGCGGAGGGGGAGCCCGCCCGGGCGGCCGGCUUCGGAGCGUCCGCCGGCGGCGGCCUCCCCCGCACGCAGGUCAUCCACAGCGGACACUUCAUGGUGUCGUCGCCCCACAGCGACUCGCUGCCGCGCAGGAGGAAGAGCGGCGGCUCGCUCAGAUAUGACUUUGACACGGUGAACAGGACGUGGUGCCAGACCUACCGCUACGGCCCCCUCAGCUCCGGGAGCCUGAGCAUCGACCCCACUCUGACCCGCCUGUUUGACUGCAUGUCCCUGGCCUACAGCGGUCAGAUAGUCUCUCCCAAGUGGAAGUCUUUUAAGGGUCUGCGGUUGCUGUGGAGAGAUAAGAUCCGUCUGAACAACGCGAUCUGGAGAGCUUGGUUCAUUCAGUACGUGGAGAAGAGGAAGAACCCGGUUUGUGGGUUUGUCUCACCGCUGGAGGGCUCGGAGGCCGAUUCACAUCGAAAGCCUGAAGCGAUCGUAUUAGAGGGCAGCUACUGGAAGCGGAGGAUUGAGGUGGUGAUCAAGGAGUAUCACAAGUGGAGGAUUUACUAUAAGAAGAGGCUCCAGAAGAAGAAGGAUGAUAUUCUCUCAAUGCUACAGGAGGGUCAGAUCUGUCAAGGCAAGCUGGAGAAAUGGUCCAAUCAAAUGUACCAGGAGCCUAAAGCUGCGCCGGUGGAGGCCCACAUGUUUGACCUGGACUGCCUUCUGUCCGACAUCUCCGACACCUUGUUCACAAUGACACAAAAGCCAUGUCCCUGGGCCAGUGACCGACACGACACGUACACAAGCAAUGCUGAUAUAAUCCAGCCAGGCCUGACUCCACUGCAGCCCAACCUGGAUGACUUCAUAGAUAUACCAGAUAUCUUUAUGAACUACCGCGGCCAGCCCACCGAGCAGACUGGUUUUGCUGACUGUAGCUAUUUUGAGAGCUCAUCCAGCACAGAGUUUGCUCCAGCUCCCUCCCCUGUGGUAACCGCUUCCCAGCUCCUUAUCGACACCCAGCUGGCUCAGCCCAAUCUGUCAUCUGACAACUCGCCUCAGCCCUCCUCAUCCGGUACCCAGCCAAACCAAACCAGGCCGGACCAGGGAUGCGGUGAAUACCACACAGCCAUGCCAUAUGGACACCAGUCAUACCCUGAUCCGCCUGUCUCUAUAGCAUAUAACACCAGCAUCGAGCAGCCAGCCUCUUCAAGUGUUCCUUUUUUGUACCCACUGCCAUGUCACAAGUUUGGUUACUACACAGCAACCAGCGUGACCCCCACUGUCAUCACUCACACCGCCUCCACCAUGGGGGCCCAGGGCUCUGUGCACCAGGCUCAUGGCUACCCUCACACAGGGGACACAUACCCCGAGGCUCCCUGCCGCUCUCUCAGUUUCAUGGCUGCCGUGUCCGACCCGGUCCACACGGCACUGCCCUCUGUCACUGCGGCCCACUGCUUCUCGGUCCCGGAGCAGGUGGCUGUUACGGGGGUCAGAGGGAAGCACAAGCAAAAGACAGGAGGAGUGAGGACAGCUGGCCCCUCCGUGGCUCCCUCCGGCCUCGCGUCCACUGCACCCACACCCACUAGCUGCCUGGCUAAGCUGCUCUCCUCCGGCCCCCGGGAACGGAAGCCAUCGCUAAGAUUUGAUACGACUCUAGUGACAGCCAAAGGUCAGAGGUCAUCGUCUCCCAGCUCCUUGUUGAGCAGCAGCACACAUGUUGGAGGAGCUUCAUCGCAGCUGCAGCAUGGAGCUGGCUGGCCUGCAGGGAUCCCAGUGUUGACACCUCUGCACAGCCAGAGUGCCACCCUGGGCCACAGUGGACCCCACGCCAGCACCUCCAGAGGCUCGGCCGUGUCUGCCCUGCUCACCCACGGCUCCACACACACCGGCACAACCCUCCUCAUCCCCAAGACUGAGAAGCUGUCUCCUGUCCAGCUCUACGGCGCAGACAGGAGCAGCUUAACAGUUAAUUUUCCAGGACAUCCAGGCCAAAUGUCACCACCAAACCCUUUAGAUAAAGCCUCGACCAAUGAGUCCUCACUCUCAGCCUUCUCAGGACACGGAAAGAUAGAAUCAAGUAAGCAAACAGAGACCAGGAGGAUAACUCACAUCUCCGCAGAGCAGAAGAGGCGUUUCAACAUCAAACUGGGUUUUGACACUUUACAUAAUCUUGUGACAACACUCAGCUCUCAGCCAAGCAUAAAGAUCAGCAAAGCCACCACGCUGCAGAAGACGGCUGAGUACAUCAGUAAGAUGCAGCAGGAGAGAGCGCAGCUGCACGAGGAGGCUCAGAGACUCAGAGAGGAGAUCCAGCUCCUGAACUCUGCCAUCAAUGCGUGCCAGCAGCAGCUACCAGCCACUGGUGUGCCCAUCACACGGCAGCGCUUUGACCACAUGAGGCAGAAGUUCAGAGAGUACGUCCAGGCACAGACACUGCAGAACUGGAAGUUCUGGAUCUUCAGUAUCAUCAUUGAGCCGCUGUUUGAGUCCUAUAAUGGGAUGGUGUCCACUGCAAGUGUGGAGGACUUGUGUCAGUCCACUCUGUCUUGGCUGGACCAACACUGUUCCCUGCCUGCCCUAAGACCCAUGGUUCUGAGUUCACUCCGUCUCCUGAGUACCACCACGGCCAUCCUGACAGACCCCGGCCUACUGCCGGAGCAGGCCACCCUCGCUGUCACCCAGGGAAUCCCCGCCGCUGCCUUGGACCACUCCUUACAGCCCCCCACUCAGGACAAUAUACACCCCAUGUGACCGUGAAGAGCAGACUCAGUGGAAGCUUAACUGGAAUCCACCACAGUGCAUAGGAGACCACAAGUCAGAGCAUGUGGGAUCAUUAAAAAAGAGUCAACACUCAGCUCUGAGACUUUUAAAAAUGCAUAAUCACAUUCCAAUAAAACUCACCAGCUGCAAAAAAGAAUGUAUUUCAGUCCACCCAAAAAUGACAGGAACUAUAUGUGAUCCAUGCUUGAAUUCUGAUGAAGGUACAACAUACUUGUAAUAUAAGCUUGUAAUUAUUUCUCAGCCUCAGAAUAAUUUUCUGUUUAAAUAA
Messenger RNA from Chelmon rostratus (copperband butterflyfish), 3100 nucleotides. Its product is annotated as carbohydrate-responsive element-binding protein. NCBI's taxonomy places the organism in Eukaryota, Metazoa, Chordata, Actinopteri, Chaetodontiformes, Chaetodontidae. The record is from RefSeq and is a predicted model, not a curated record. Gene Ontology annotation, biological process: regulation of transcription by RNA polymerase II. Gene Ontology annotation, cellular component: nucleus. The transcript is spliced from 17 exons. Gene Ontology annotation, molecular function: protein dimerization activity; DNA-binding transcription factor activity, RNA polymerase II-specific; RNA polymerase II cis-regulatory region sequence-specific DNA binding. The coding region runs from base 1 to 2802 and encodes 933 amino acids.